Messenger RNA from Prorocentrum cordatum, 1713 nucleotides. Lineage: Eukaryota; Dinophyceae; Prorocentrales; Prorocentraceae. The record is from the annotation of a GenBank genome assembly.
GAAGAGGCCCCCAAGAUCGUUCCAAGAUUGCCCAAUUGGCGCCCAAGGGGGCCCCAAGACGAGCCCAGGGCCCAGGAGUGGCCCAACACGGCCCCAAGACUCGCCGUUGCCAUGUUGGUUCAAGAUUGUUUGGCUCCAGCUGGGCCUUCGCAGUCUGAAGCACACCCGCACACUCGUCGUACAUCCUACAACUUCUGGUCGGCUCACCCGUCUCGCAGAUGGCCCGUCUCUUGUUGAUUGCCAGUCUCGGGGCACGCGGCGCCGCCAGCCUGGGUGCGCCCCCCCCACCACCCCCCGAUUCCAGCAUGAUGCAGUUUGGGGCAGCAGUGGACAAGACCAACGCCUCGCAGCAGGCAGGGACACCUCCAGUGUAUACGUACGUGAAGAGUCCUGGAUACUGCCUGGACCUAUGCGGGACUGACCUCAUGGACUGGUGGACGCUGAGCUCAGACACUCCUCGCACGUACGCAGCUUAUGCGGCAGCGUGCGACGCUAAUGAUGAUUGUAUCGGGUUUGGGGACCACUACGACUUCGACCGAUACUACCUCAAAUCGCGGCUUGCAAUGAACACGGCAGUGGCGAAUUGCAAUUUAGGAGUAGGCAUUUCCACGGGGAACUACGCAAUCAUAAACAAUUGUUACAAGAAGGUCGUGUCAGCGACGCCCAGUCCGACGGGCAGCCCGACCUUCAGCCCGACCUCGUUCCCGACGCCCAGUCCGACGGUCAGCCCGACGAGCAGCCCGACCUCCAGCCCGACGCAGGCAACGCCACCUUCAGCGGGUGGGGCAGGUGCUGGAGCUUCCGCCAUUGGCGACCCCCAUCUGCAAAACAUCCAUGGCCAGCGGUUCGACCUGAUGAAGGCGGGCAAGCACGUUCUAAUAAACAUCCCCCGUGGAAUGGCUGCUGACCAAGCCCUGCUUCGCGUGCAGGCCGAGGUGCGCCGAAUGGGUGGACAUUGCGCGGACAUGUACUUCCAGGAGCUCAACGUGACGGGGUCUUGGGCAGAGGCAAAACAAGCUGGAGGGUAUCAUUACAGCGUAUCGCAACGUUACGUGAAGACUCCGACAUGGGUUGCCUUUGGCCGGGUCGAGCUCAAAGUCGUUCACGGACGUACGGCCAGUGGCCUCCUGUAUUUGAAUAUCUACGUGAAGCAUUUAGGGCGGGCGGGGUUUGCAGUCGGAGGUCUCCUGGGCGAAGACGACCACGGGGAGGAGAGCACCCCUCCGGAUGCUUGCCACCAGCGCACGGCCCUCGUGGCGGGGAGCAAUGGGGGCCCGCGCGUAGCUUCGGCUGCAGCAGCGAGUCUCCAGUGAGCAAGAUCAGGUCCUCAGUCUGAACAGCUAGCCCCACAUCGGCCGCUGGCGACCGGCGGCUCCGUCGGCUGGGCGUGCCACCAUUGCGGGGCCGAGGCUAGCUCUCGCCGUUCAUUUCUGCGUUGAUCGUCCGUGGCUUCGGCUGCAGCAGCGAGACUCGAUUGACUCACCUCGGGUCCGUCGACUGGCCUCCUCUGCUCGUAUCGGUUCCCCCCCUCCCCAUCGUCUUGCCCUCCCUUUGGGGCCACGAGCGGUGCUGCUCGUGCGUGUGAGCUGGCCAAGGCCGGCUCGAGCCCUCACUCGAUUCUGUGUGCCUUGCUGUGUAAAAAACGGCGGCCCCAAGACGCUCCGAAUAUGGAGCGUCGGAUCGCACGGGAAGGGUCAUUAGCGAAUGACGGGA